AUGUCGGACGAAGAAAAGCAAAAGCAAGAUGGACAAGACGUCAGCCGAGAGGUCUAUCCAGAGAUGGACCUAGAUAGAGACAUCGUCGGAUGGGAGAGCCAAGAUGACCCUUUAAAUCCGAGGCGAGUAAUCCUCUCUACAGCUUGUAGAGCCCUGACUAACAGUAAACAAAAUAGGAACUAUCCUUCAUCUCGAAAAUGGUUCCAAUUGGCGACUGUUAGUGUCAUCACCUUCAUCAGCCCAUUCGCAUCAUCCGUAUUUGCACCUGGUGCACCUCUUGCCAGUCAGGAAUUCGGAAAUACAUCUUCGAUUCGUAGCUCGUUCGCGGUGACGGCUUAUCUAUUCGGCUAUUUUAGCGGUCCAUUGCUACUGUCUCCCUUGAGUGAGAUGUUCGGUCGUCGACUCACAUUGAACGUUGCAACCUCGAUCUUUGUGUUAUUUCAGAUUGGUUGCGCCCUCGCUCCGAAUCUCUCGGCUUUGAUCGUCUUCCGAUUUCUAACCGGAUUUGGAGGUUCAGGCUGUCUCACCAUUGGAGGAGGUGUCGUUGCUGAUCUCUUUGAAGCGGAACAACGAGGCCUUGCGUUGUCCUUCUUUCAAUUCGGCCCACUUUUUGCGCCCGUUAUAGGGCCAAUCUGUGGAGGGUUUAUUGCCCAACGAGCGGGAUGGCGAUGGAGCUUUUGGGUGUUGGUGAUCGCGGGGGGAACAUUGACACUGCUCGUUAUGAUAACGAACCGAGAAACGAAUCCCGCUAUUCUCAUCCACCGCAAGACCAAAGCCCUUCGCAAGAAACUCGAGCGUCCCGAGCUUCGCAGUUGUUAUGACAAAGAGGGAGGGGCCCGCAAACCACUGCACAUUCUCCUCACAACUUUCACCAGGGUCUUCAAGUUAUUGGCUAGCUCGCCGAUUGUAUUUCUAUUGUCACUGUAUAUUUCGGUAGUGUACGGCUGCCUCUAUCUUCUCUUCACCACCAUCACAACGGUGUUUGAAGAUCAAUACGGUUGGAGCGUAGAGAUGAGUGGUCUCGCGUAUAUUGGCCUGGGCCUUGGCUUUUUUGUCGGCCUGAUUGUCUUUGCCUUUUGCAGCGAUCGCAUGAUGAUCAGGCUGAAGAUGCAAAACAACAAUGUUCUGGAACCGGAAAUGCGUCUCCCACUCUGCCUCCCCUUUGCACUGUUUGUCCCAAUCUCAUUCUUCUGGUAUGGUUGGUCCGUCCAGGUUCGGACGCACUGGAUCGUUCCCAUAAUCGGCCUCUUCCCUUUCGCCUUCGGCUUGAAUGGUCUCUUUGGCACAGUCCAGGCGUAUAUCAUCGACUCAUACCCGCGGUAUGCGGCAUCCGGCGUUGCCGCAAUGACAGUUACUCGCUCACUCUUCGGUGCGCUUUUGCCGCUGGCUGGGCCGCCGAUGUACAAAAGUCUCGGGUACGGCUGGGGGAACUCCCUCUUAGGAUUCGUGACGCUAGGGAUGGCCUUAUUGCCGAUUUUCUUCAGCCGCGCCGGUGCAUCUCUUCGGAAAAGGUUCACCGUUGAUUUAGAAUAG
Molecule: messenger RNA, 1533 nt
Organism: Aspergillus tanneri
Lineage: Eukaryota; Fungi; Ascomycota; Eurotiomycetes; Eurotiales; Aspergillaceae
Product: MFS transporter
Exons: 4
Coding region: 1-1533 (510 amino acids)
Biological process (GO): transmembrane transport
Cellular component (GO): membrane
Molecular function (GO): transmembrane transporter activity
Source: RefSeq, a predicted model, not a curated record